GUGUUAUAUUAAUGUUAAAAGUCCCUCUUGAUAAGUGAACGGGGAAUCAUUCAUUCAUUACGCAUACCAUAUAGUUGCUGCUACCUGUACUCCAAAAACACACUUUUCCAAUCAUUUAUAGCCCCAUUGCUGUACAAAAUUGAUUAUAUAUUUUGAACACACCUGAGAAAAAAAACGGAAAUUGUUACCGAAAUAUUGGAAUUUUUUUGGCGGCUGUUCAAUUAACUUCAAAAGACUGCUGAAAAUUCAUUUCGCUGAUCCAAAGGCAUUUUUCAAAUAAACUCACCUCUUUGAACCCUACAUUAGUAUUAUUGGAUAUUACAGCCUCCUUCCGAUCAUAUUUCACCCCUGAAAACAUCUAAAGAAAGGCAAAAAUUAUAUCAAAAGCACGCAAAAAUAUUGUUUCAAAAAUUUUUAAUUUUCAUGAUCCGAUUUCAUUUUUAAUCCCAUAAGUAUAACCCUAAACAUUUAUAAAACCGAAAGUAUCAAAAAAGCUUUAAAAUAUCAAAUUUCACUAUAAUAAAAUAACUAUCGAGUUAUAUUAACAAUGAGCGAGUGGACCAGUAGUCUCUUCGGCUGUUUUGAGGACAUAAAAACAUGCAUCAUGACCAUUAUUGUGCCAUGCUAUGUCCACGGAAAGACGGCGGAGUCUGUGGGCGACAUCUGUCUCCUCCAUUGCGUCCUCACCGGCAUCCCGCUUCUCAACGUCUACAGCUGGGCAUCAGUCAGAGGCAAGGUGCGAUCUAAUCGGAACAUAGAGGGUGGAUGUGUUUCUGAUGUGGCAGCUGUCGUGUGCUGCACCUGCUGUGCUAUCUCCCAGUCGGCUAGAGAGGUCAGCGCCCUCGCUAUGUCACGCACGUGAUCAGAAACUCGAAAUAAAGUGUUUCUAAAAAAGGAAACUCAUGAUUGAAUUUAUA
This is a messenger RNA of Symsagittifera roscoffensis, 917 nucleotides long. Its product is annotated as cornifelin homolog B-like. The coding region runs from base 548 to 862 and encodes 104 amino acids. The transcript is spliced from 3 exons. The record is from RefSeq and is a predicted model, not a curated record. Lineage: Eukaryota; Metazoa; Xenacoelomorpha; Acoela; Convolutidae.